This is a messenger RNA of Rotaria sp. Silwood2, 1734 nucleotides long. The record is from the annotation of a GenBank genome assembly. NCBI's taxonomy places the organism in Eukaryota, Metazoa, Rotifera, Eurotatoria, Philodinida, Philodinidae.
AUGUCAUCGAUUGACUCUCAAUUAUAUGAAUGGUGGUUAUAUGAAGAAGCAUCUUUAGAACAUGAUAAACGUAAUGUUGAUUUAUUUUGUCAUCAUAGACGUGUACAACUUAUGUUACUUGAUACAUGGAGACAUGUUACACAACUUCCUAUACAAGUCAUGAAUCAAUUAGCUGAUCCAUUUAUUCAAUCUUAUUGGGAUACAAGACCAUUUAAUAAAAAUGCCAUUAAACACACAGAUAAAGCUCAUCAUAUUUCUUUUUCACAAUGUCUUAAUUGGUCUCAAAUAAAUGAGAAAAAUAGUCGUCAAAAAAUGAUGAGUGAUAAAAUUCGACCAUUAUUUAAAGGUCAUAGUGACGGACGAAAUCCUUUAUGUGGUCAAAUUAAUUUACUUUCGAUAAAAGCACCAAAAAUUUCAUCAUCAAUUGAUCAUCAACCACAAGCAAUAAAUAAAAAACGUCCAGCUCCAGCAAGUUUUUCUGAUGAUACAAUGGAUACAAGUACUAGUCAUCAUUAUCGACCACCAUUUGGUAAACAACAACAACAACAACAACAACAACAACAAACUCCACAAGAAUCAUUAUCAUUUCGUACAGCACGUGAUCAAUUAGAAAUCGAUGAAGCACGUACGAAAGCAAAUGGUGCGGUUGUUAAAAAAUCCCUUGGUAUGCAUUCAUCAGCCAAACGUUCAAUAUAUAAUCGUUAUGUUGAUCCAACUGUUGGAAGACAAACACAAGGAGAUUGUAAUCGACAAAUGAUGCUACUUCCACCACCAUCAUCGGCACCUGUUAUACAAACAAAUCAAUCAAAUAAUACUGAACCUUCAAAUAAUAAAUUGGAAGAAAGUGGUGGUGCUAAACAUAUUGAUCCUAAAUUAAUCGAAAUGAUUACUAGUGAGAUCAUGGAAUUAAAUUUAACAACAACAUGGAGUGAUAUUGCUGGUUUGAAUGAAGCUAAAAGAUCUAUAACAGAAAUUGUUGUUUGGCCAAUGCAACGACCUGAUAUUUUUACUGGAUUAAGAAGACCACCGAAAGGUUUACUACUUUUCGGUCCACCAGGUACUGGAAAAACUCUUAUUGGUAAAUGCAUUGCUAGUCAAUCGAAAGCAACAUUUUUUUGUGUUUCUUCAUCAUCACUUACUUCAAAAUGGCAUGGUGAAAGUGAAAAAUUAGUUCGAGCAUUAUUUGCAGUAGCUCGUUCACGUCAACCAGCUGUCAUAUUUAUUGAUGAAGUUGAUUCAUUGCUUCAAGAAAGAUCUGAAAAUGAAGAUGAAUGUACACGUCGUAUUAAAACAGAAUUUCUUGUACAAAUUGAUGGAGCAAGUACACAAGGUGAAGAACGAAUUUUAUUAAUUGGUGCUACUAAUCGACCACAAGAACUUGAUUCAGCAGCUCGUCGACGUUUUGUUAAACGUAUUUAUAUUCCAUUACCUGAUUUACCAGCACGAAAAGCUAUCAUCUCAAAUUUACUUAAAGAUCAAAAACAUACUUUAACUGAUAAUGAUAUGGAACAUAUAUGUACACUUGCUGAUGGUUUUAGUGGGGCUGAUAUGCAUAGUCUUUGUCAUGAUGCAGCUUUAGGACCUAUUCGAGAUAUACAUGAUAUUGAAUUACUCUCGAGUGAAGAAGUACGUGGUAUUUCAGCUGACGAUUUUAUUAAAUCACUUAAAGCUAUUCGACCAAGUGUAUCCGAAAGUGAUUUAAAACAAUAUGAAGGUAAAAUCAUAAAAUAUUAA